AUGUCCCUGCAGCAGCGGGACAUGAAGGUGCUGUCCAAGAUUGAGGGUUACCUGUACUACCUUAUGAGUGCCCUGGAGAAGCCUGCGCCGGAGCCCGAGCGCGUCUUCUUCCGCGGCGUGCCGAAGUCAGCGUACGAGGUGGUGCGCAAGAACUACACCAGCGGCCGCCGAGUCCACUGGUCAGGCAUCUCCUCGAUCUCCGAGGACGAGCAGGUCUCGACCACCUUCGCCCAGGCUGAAGGUGCGGUUGAG
Molecule: messenger RNA, 252 nt
Organism: Prorocentrum cordatum
Lineage: Eukaryota; Dinophyceae; Prorocentrales; Prorocentraceae
Source: the annotation of a GenBank genome assembly